Paraphaeosphaeria sporulosa is the source of this 1834-nucleotide messenger RNA. RefSeq names its product S-adenosyl-L-methionine-dependent methyltransferase. The coding region runs from base 180 to 1391 and encodes 403 amino acids. NCBI's taxonomy places the organism in Eukaryota, Fungi, Ascomycota, Dothideomycetes, Pleosporales, Didymosphaeriaceae. The transcript is spliced from 2 exons. The record is from RefSeq and is a predicted model, not a curated record. Gene Ontology annotation, molecular function: methyltransferase activity.
UCACCUGACAGCAACUGUUCCGAGCUCCAAGGCGGCGUGUAUCCAGACACCUCCACGCUGUCAGCGCCCGCAUCCUGCGCAUCACCCGCAGUACAUUCCCUGGCGCCACCCGUAUCUCGUGCGACAGCGGCCGCGGGGCCUCGUUGAGUGCGCGCAGCGUCGACUGCGGUCUCGCCAGUAUGGAUCAGCCUCGAGUAGACCCCAGUCCGGAAGUGGAGGCCCGCCCACAUCCGCCAAACGACGCCCCAACACCAGGCUCCUCUGGCCGCGAUGCUGGCUCCAGCCACGAUGCGCCGGCAUCCUCUGAUGGCGCGCCUAAAGCAGAGGAGCAUGCACACCAGGGCCCCGUUGACUCUGGCGUCGAUGCGGGCUCUGCGUCCGAAUACGACCAGGACAACAGCGGGGACCACCUGCUAGAGGCACACAGCGAAGACAACUUCAGUGAUGAGGGGUACGAUGGCUCCGAUGCCUCUUCCUUCCUCUCGUCCAUUCUAUCCGAAGUGCGCCGCGGCGUCGAGAUCGCGGGCCGCCAAUAUGCCAGCUAUGGGAAGCACGAGUACGGCAUGCCCAUGGAUGAGAAAGAGCUAGAUCGCCAGGACCUGCAGCACCACAAGUACACGCUCCUCCUCAACGAUCGGCUACACGUGACUCCCAUCCCAGAAGAGCGUCUCCAGGACGCCGGCAGCCGCGUGCUCGAUCUGGGCACUGGCACAGGCAUCUGGGCAAUGGAUCUGGCAGAUAAGUACCCCAACUGCGAAGUCAUCGGCGUCGACAUCGCGCCCACACAGCCGACCUUCGUUCCGCCAAAUUGCAUCUUCGAGAUCGACGACGUGGAAGAGGACUGGCCGUAUCGCGCAGCCCACUUCGACUUUAUCCAUGGGCGAGACCUCAUGACCGCUGUGCGCGACUGGCCGCGCCUCAUAUCCCAAGCAUACACUCAUCUCAAGCCCGGCGGCUGGCUGCAGCUCGCUUCCACCAUCCCCGGUGCGCUCUCCGACGACAACACGAUUCCCCCAAACAGUGGGUACGUGGAGUCUGGACGCCUGUACUUCGAGAUGGCGGAGAAGAUGGGCGCACCUCUCGACGCACCACGGCAGUGGUCCUCCCAGAUGACCGCCGCAGGUUUCACGAACGUACAAGACAUCGUAUACAAGCUGCCCAUGGGCAUGUGGCCGCGGUCGAAGCGAUUACGCACAGUGGGCAAGCUGGAGCAGAUUAUGAUCUUGGAUGGCGGGUUUGAAGCAUACAUGUUGAGAGGCUAUACGCAGAUUCUAGGGGGCAGAGUGGAAGAUUUGCAGAUUGUCCUUGCGCUAGCAAGGAGGGAGAUUAAGGAUCCGGGAGUGCAUACCUAUGUGCAGUUUCAUGUUACCUAUGGGAUGAAGCCGGAGUAGCAUUGCAACACCACUGUGUGAAGACGUUCCAUGAUGUGGUGGGCACCAGGUACCUUUUGGAUGGGCAUCUGCUUUCAGCGCGGCUUGGUGGUGGCAUUUGGGAGUCGAGGUUGGGCUGAUUUUGGGCGGGCACAGCGCGUCGAACCAUUCUUGUAUAUCUUGAUUCCAACAAAAAGUAUUUAACGCUUCGCCUCUGCCGGUUUUCGCGGUUUGGUAUUCCAGUCCACAGCAUUGCAUACUUGUGUGUAAGGGACAGCGCUGUGGCUGUGUUGUAUCCUUUGCAGGGCAAAUGUAAAGUGGCGUGGCGCUUAGAAGGAGUUGACCAGAGUUGGUAGAAAGGGAGUGAUGAGGAUCCAUUCUGCCAUUUGCUUAUGCUGCCCUUGUUCAUAGCUGGUGUGGGUGGUAUAAGAGGUACCAGUAACCUCUCGGCCACCUCAUGGGAG